Molecule: messenger RNA, 1711 nt
Organism: Eupeodes corollae
Lineage: Eukaryota; Metazoa; Arthropoda; Insecta; Diptera; Syrphidae
Product: putative fatty acyl-CoA reductase CG8306
Exons: 3
Coding region: 38-1564 (508 amino acids)
Biological process (GO): long-chain fatty-acyl-CoA metabolic process
Cellular component (GO): peroxisome
Molecular function (GO): alcohol-forming very long-chain fatty acyl-CoA reductase (NADP+) activity
Source: RefSeq, a predicted model, not a curated record
CGCAGCCAUAGCAGUUUGAAACUCCACUCGAUACGGAAUGGACGUUGCUAGUAGUUCUUGGCUGGACGGGAAGAAGAUACUCCUAACUGGCGCAACCGGUUAUCUCGGGAAAGUUAUUUGCGAGAAAUUGUUGCGCGAGUGCUUAGGGAUUCGCAGGGUGUACGUCCUCAUACGACCAAGCAAAACAGAAAACCUUGAAGAGAGAGCAUUUCGGUUUAAAAAUGAUGUGAUCUUCGAUCGGGUUAAGUCCGACGAUCGUCGGAUAAUGGACAAAGUUAUGCCCAUCGAAGGGGAUCUGUCCCAAUUGAAUCUAGGAAUGCAGGACUUCGAUAUAGAUUUACUUCGAAUGGAAAUCAAUGUGGUUAUCCAUGCCGGCAGCAAUAGUGACUUGUAUGUGAAUUUGAAGGAAGCGGUCCUUACCAACGUCCGCGGCACUCGGUAUCUCCUUCAGCUGGCUCAAUCGAUGAGUUGGCUGGAGUCAUUCGUCUAUGUAUCGCAUAUCUUCUCGAAUUCCUAUGAAAGGAUCAUCGAGGAGAAAAUCUAUACACAGCGUUAUGAUGCUAAUGACAUUAUAAAAAUUCACGAGGGCAAUAAGGAUUUUCCGAUGGAAUCACAGAUCCUCAAGGAUUUCCCUUCGUUCUAUUUAUUCUCUCAGCAUUUGGCUGAGUCCUUGGUGGCAAAGAGUGAAAUACCAACAGCCGUGGUAAGGCUCCCAACUUUAACUCCCUCCUUGAGUGAGCCCUUUCCUGGAUGGAUCAACACCUCGAAUCAUUUGGACAAUCUCCUGAUCUAUGCUGGAAAUGGAUCAGUUCAGGCGUUGUACGCGAAACCUGAAACCCCAAUUGACAUUCUUCCUGUGGAUUUGGCAGCAAAUGGAAUUAUCACAGUUGCGCAGAAAAGAAAAACUGUACCCGCAACAAAUGGUUGCCGGGUUUACAAUUUGACAGAUGGUGGAACGGGCGAAAUAUCCUGGGAGAAACUUUUGAACAUAAAUAGAAAGAUUGCCAUAGAAAAUCCAUUGGAAACAACUUAUUGGUCUCCAGGUGGAAAAAUUUACACAAACUACUAUCUAUAUCUUGCGACUUUUAUCCUCUUGCAAGUAAUUCCUGCCAUCGUCUAUGAUAUUGGUUCAUUCCUUUGUACCGGAAGAAUUCAGUUCGUACAAACACAAUUCGAACUAUUUCUUCAACUUAAAUCGGUUCAACGAUUUUUCCACACAGUUUGGAUGUUUGACACGGAGAAUGCAGAUGAGCUUUUUAAAAAUAUGUCAUUUACAGAAAAAUUGAAAUUUAAAUUCCGUACACAAAACUUUAACCUUGAGGAAUAUAUGCGCACUUGGAAUCACGGACGGCGUACUUAUCUACUUCAAGUUUCUCCGAAUGCUAGCAGGGUUGCCAAAUGGAAAUUGCAAGCAUUCAGUGUUCUUAGUGUGAUAAUUAAGACUGUUUUGUUUGUUUACAUUGGAAAUGGGAUUUUAAGGCUUCUUGGAUGCGAACAGCAUCUGGGAAUUGGAUCAAGUGGGAGUGCAUCUAUGCGACUGUUUAAUACAUUUCACAAGGUUUAGAGUCUUCAUUUUAUUUUUGUUUGUUAUAGUUUCUAAUUAUUUAAAUAGUCUCUGUAGUUUUAAGGUCAUGUUUUUCUUUUGUCAUAAUUAUACAAAAUAGUAAGUAAGAAAAAUAAAAAUAAAUUCAUAAAUAUUAUUUAACCUUCA